Aquila chrysaetos chrysaetos is the source of this 1383-nucleotide messenger RNA. RefSeq names its product mature T cell proliferation 1 (gene MTCP1). Gene Ontology annotation, molecular function: protein serine/threonine kinase activator activity. The transcript is spliced from 6 exons. Bases 990 to 1316 code for a protein of 108 amino acids. NCBI's taxonomy places the organism in Eukaryota, Metazoa, Chordata, Aves, Accipitriformes, Accipitridae. The record is from RefSeq and is a predicted model, not a curated record.
GGGGGAAGGCUUUGCUCGGUGCACACGGCGCUGGCUGUCACCUGGCGCGGGGCUGCAGAUCCUACCAAAGCUAGACCUUCCCUCCCCAAACUGCUGGACAGGCCCGGCCGGUCGAUAAAGAAUGAAGACUGUCUGUACCAUUUUGAUUACCUCUUCUAGGGUUCAAAGAGAGAAUCAUUUCCCCUGACCUUCAUUUGCUAAUGACUCAGCUUGAUCUAACUGGUAUACAGAUAAACUUGCUGUUAAACAAAAAAUCCGGUAGGAAGAACCACCUCAAUGUCCAAAAUUCCUUUGCCCCUGCUGGUAUUGGUGGCUCUCUGUAACCAUCUAAAAGCUGAACUACGCAAAGUCACGAGAGCUAUUCACAAGAAGCUUGUAUAUGAAUGGACAAUGCUGCCAUCCUCUUGAGAGAUGAGACGAAGGACCCUUCACAAUGACAGCUCUGCAAGUUCCAAAUAUGAGAGUCGUGCAUACGGAGUUUCAUGCUUUGUCUCCAGAGUGAUCUUCGUUCUUGUUAAGCUAAUUUCACCUGUUGUCACAAGUUUUCCUUUUGGGAUUUAGACCAUCAUUAGCCACGGAACUCCUGUGUAAAUCAUUUUUUUUCUUUUUCUGUUUUUCCCUAUUUUACACAAAGACUGUUAAUAGGACUGUUAGUGGAAUAAGCAAAGCCAAUAUUCACAGGGUUUAACUUUGUACCAAUAGCACCUUUUGCCCCAGAAUGCCUUACAAACGCCAUACAGCACGCAUGUCCCAACGUACAACUUGUCAUGAAAUUUCUGUUCACUUAGGCACCACCUUAGUUUCCCAAGCUGACUUUUAGGGACAUUUCAGCACAUAGCAUCUCAUACCGUAAGUCAGACGCCACCCAGAGGUGCCUUUCAGGUCUGAGAGCUUUCUCCGUGAAUGUAUUCAGAGCUAAAGAGACCAUGCAUGCAUCCUGCGGGUUGAUGCCGUCCACCUAACGGGAGCAUCCUGAAGUGACUGAGGGAAUGGCAGAAGGAGGGCACGCUGGCGCUCCUCCUGUCCGACUGUGGGUGCGACGCGUAGGUGUUUACUGCGAUGAGCACCGCAAAACGUGGCUUGUGGCUGCGGAAGAGGAGGAAGGUAUGCUGAGGGCUCGGAUCCAAAGAGUUCAGGUUCCCCUGGGUGAGGCGCUGCGACCCAGCCAGCUCCCCCCAUCUCGGCUGCCUCAUAUGUGGCAGCUGUCCCAGGGUGAGCAGUACAGGGAUAGUAACUCUCGCGUUUGGGAGAUAGAGCACCAUCUCAUGCUUGGUGGUGUUGAAGAACUGCUGCUUAAACUCGUGCCUGGUGAUUAAUCUGGAGCAGUGGCUCUAGGAAGAUGUCGUUGUAUAUUUUGUACAAUAAAUGAUUCUCUCUCCACUG